GAAAAAUGCGUUUUCCCACAUUGGGAAAGGUUCACUGUUUGGAAUGCAGGUAAAUCAGGAAGAAAAUUUGUAAGAUCCCUAAGUCAGACAACACGUAAUAAAGUUAUAGCAUUCUGUGAUGUUGAUAAAAAGAAAAUAGGAAAAUCAUGGAUGAUCAAAAAAAGGGGACCAGUGUCGAAGAACUAAAAACCAAAGGAAAUGAGUGUGUUAAAGAAGGAAAAUUCAUUGAAGCCGUUCUUCACUAUACUCAUGCAAUUAAAAUGGAUCCUAGCAACUACGUUUUAUACAGCAACAGAUCAUUUGCUUUCUUGAAAUUGGAUCAACAUUACUUGUCUCUUCAGGAUGCUAACGAGACUGUUAGGAUACAGCCUCAAUGGGCCAAGGGGUAUUUUCGGCGAGCUGAAGUGGAAGCGGCAAGUGGUCUAUAUGAUGAGGCUAUUAUAUCAUAUACUAGAGCUUUACAGCUUGAACCACACAACCCUAAGUUAAUGGAUUCAAUAAAAAACAUUACUGACAUGCAAAAACAGAAACAAAAAGACAAUCAAAAUAUUAUAUGGAUAUGCACAUGUCUGGGUUUGGCUGCUGGUAUAGGUGUUGUUCUCCUAGAUUACACAUUGACUACAAAUCCUACAUUAACUCAUCCCCUUAGCAUGGUAGCAUUCGCGUUCGCCCUCUCAGCUGUAGGUUGGGCGAUAGGAAAAGCUGUCACUUUAAUGAAUACAUGGAGUGCAGGCAAAUCUUUACAACCUCCUGAGGAAUUAGGUGUAAAAGGGGUUUCAGAUGAAAGAGAGUUUAUUCCUGAAAAAAAGAAUAAAUACAGCAAAGCACAAGCAAGACAGAGAUAUAAACAAGGAAAACUUUAGUUAUAAGAAUGUAUUAUAUUUAAAAUUAUUCCUACAUGAUGUAUAAUCAGGUUUAUAUAACUGUGGUUACAUUUUAGUAAUUAUUACUGUGAUGUGUUCAUGUUUUGAGGGAAAACAAUUAAGACUUUAUUUAGAAAUAAAAGACAAUUAUUUAUCUAUCUUUUCACCAGGUCUCUGUAAGGGAUGUGAUGAUAAGAUAGAUACACGUACCUAAGUAUGUAUAAAAGACAAUUUCUGUUCUAUUUACUGCCUAUCUACUUUUGUAGAUUGUAUAACAUAUCUAACAGUUUUCAAUUUCUACAUUUCUGCUAUUGAUCUCUUUUUAGAUAUUGUUUUAGAUUGGCGACAGAUAUACAGGACUAAUUGUAUUGAAUAAUAAUACUUGAUAUACCAGUCUGGAAUCCGGUAAUACUAUUCAUUAAAAAAGAAUAAUUUGCUCAAGAAGCAUUAGAUGAUAUCUCGUAAUAAUUUUUGAAUUUUUCAUACCAAAUCAAUAAUAUAAUAUGUUUGAAAAAUUCGAAAAUUAUUUUGAAAUUGCUAUUAUGCUUUUUAUAGAAAGUUGUGCUGUUUUCGACUCGGUAUUGAGAAUCAUUAUGACUAAUCUUGCUAUGGAUAGCAAAAUUAAAUAUUUAGAUAGGUAUUGAGUAUUGUUUAUAUUGAAUGGUAAGGAAUUUGAUGGCCCACACCUAAAAGUGGCAACUGUUUUAACAAAACAGUAUACUGUGCCACUCAUAGCACCCCUUAUGAGUCGGUAUAUAAUUGAAUAGGUAAUACCUGAAAACUAUUUAAUUAUAAUGAAAACAAAACCGUUGUUUACUGGCUAAUUCUUAGUAAGUAGACAAUAGAAUUACUUGGGAACUUGAAAAUUUUCGCAAAAUACCAUUUACAGGGUACAUAUAUGUAUAGAUUGAAACCUUUGGGAAUUUGGUAUUGAUGUUGUUGAUUGUUGGUACUUUGUUUAUAGUCAAUGUAAGAAACACUUGUACUAUUUCAUAAUUUUUAUUCUUUGGGAAUUUGUUAAGAACUAUAAAGGGAAGGAAAGCCCUUUUAAAAAAGACAGCAUCGCUCUUUGUAAUGUCCCCAGGGUUGUGUUAUAUAUAUGUAUGGUCUAUACUUUUUAUGUUACUGUGCUAUUAAUUUUCAAUAUAGUAUAGCUAUUCAUUAAAGUUUUCCUUUUUUUAGAGAUCUAAUGUACAUAUAUCGGGACUAAUUGCUUGGUGUUACGUAUUAAUUAUAAAUGUGGACACUAAUUGUGCAGUGAAAACUUACUCUAGAGCCGUAUUUAUUCCUUUUUAUUAUUCUAAUUUAACAACGCGAGUGUUCUUGAAACACUGUAAUUACCAAUUGUAAUAAUGUUGUUUAUAUGCAUUUAUAUUUUAUAUAAGACCUGCAGUCUUGUCGGAGAAAUUCUUGCCACUUCAAUAAGUCUGUUUGCCUCUUUAUACGACACGACACAAUUUUGAUUUUAAUUGUUUGCAAAAUUUGAUAUUCCAAAAUGCUCGACCUAGUAUGGUAAUUCAUAUGUGAAAAUUUCGUGUAGUAAUGUGCACUCGGUUGAUAGUGGAUCCCAAUUGCAUUUAGCCUUUUAUUAUUCGAGAUGUUAUGUAAUCGGGCAUGACCAUGAAUUUGUAUAAAGCACCUUAUGUCUUGAUAUAUGGUCGAUGUCGUGGAAUGUCGCAAACUUCCAUAAGGAUCGUAAACUACACUUGCCUGUAUGUAGUUUUUUUUACGUUCAAUAUUUCAUUCUUUUCUCUUGGAGAAUGCUCUCCUCCAUGAAUGUCAGUUUUUAUAUUAGAAUGUAUUUUUCCAAAAAUAUGUAAUUUGUAAUUAAAUCGGAUCUUUUAUACAUCCUAUUUACUUGUUUCUAUAUAUCUGGUUUUGUACUUAAGCCAAAAUAAUUAUAUAAGCAGUGUUGAUUAAUGAAAGAUUUAUAAAAACGUGUUUAUAACUUUUACAUAAUUUAAAAGAAAAUUAAAUAAAAAAUAUCUAAAA
Galleria mellonella (greater wax moth) is the source of this 2855-nucleotide messenger RNA. Its product is annotated as small glutamine-rich tetratricopeptide repeat-containing protein alpha-like. Gene Ontology annotation, molecular function: Hsp90 protein binding. The coding region runs from base 147 to 863 and encodes 238 amino acids. NCBI's taxonomy places the organism in Eukaryota, Metazoa, Arthropoda, Insecta, Lepidoptera, Pyralidae. The transcript is spliced from 6 exons. The record is from RefSeq and is a predicted model, not a curated record.